Cricetulus griseus (Chinese hamster) is the source of this 2236-nucleotide messenger RNA. Lineage: Eukaryota; Metazoa; Chordata; Mammalia; Rodentia; Cricetidae. The record is from RefSeq and is a predicted model, not a curated record.
CGCAAAGCAGAAGAGAGGCGGGCACGCCGCGAUGCAAGGGCGGUCGGCGCAGCCCAGGGACUGACUUCAGCCGGGCAGUCGGGGCUUCUUGGCAGGUGAUGGCGCCCCCCGUGGCCUGAAAGUCCAGCGCCCUCGGCAAGCGGCAGACAGGCCUCUCUCCGUGUGUCUUUGUCAAGUCUCCGGGCUACUUUGAACAUGCUGGUGCGGCUAGCCAAGCUGUCCUGCCCUGUGUAUCAGUGCUUCCAUGCCUUAAAAAUUAAGAAAAAAUGCCUACCUCUGUGUGCUACAAGAUGGUCUUCAACUUCUGUUGUACCUCAAAUUACUACCCACUACACUGUUCAUCCCCGGGAAAAAGACAAAAGAUGGGAAGGAGUGAAUAUGGAGAGAUUUGCAGAAGAAGCAGAUGUGGUAAUAGUUGGCGCUGGCCCUGCAGGGCUCUCUGCAGCUAUUCGUCUAAAGCAGCUGGCUACUGAACAAGGAAAAGACAUCCGUGUGUGUCUGGUGGAGAAAGCUGCUCAGAUAGGAGCUCACACGCUCUCAGGGGCUUGCCUUGAUCCAGCUGCUUUUAAAGAGCUUUUCCCAGACUGGAAGGAGAAGGGGGCUCCACUUAACACUCCUGUAACGGAAGACAGAUUUGCAAUUUUAACAGAGAAACAUAGAAUUCCUGUGCCAAUUCUUCCAGGUCUUCCGAUGAACAAUCAUGGCAACUACAUUGUACGCCUAGGACAUCUAGUGAGCUGGAUGGGGGAACAGGCAGAGGCUCUUGGAGUUGAAGUGUACCCUGGAUAUGCUGCUGCUGAGGUCCUUUAUCAUGAAGACGGUAGUGUAAAAGGAAUUGCCACUAAUGACGUAGGAAUACAAAAGGAUGGUGCACCAAAGUCAACAUUUGAGAGGGGACUAGAACUGCACGCCAAAGUCACAGUCUUUGCAGAGGGUUGCCAUGGACACCUAGCCAAGCAGCUUUAUAAGAAGUUUGAUUUGAGGGCCAGCUGUGAUCCCCAGACCUAUGGAAUUGGUUUGAAAGAGUUAUGGAUUAUUGAUGAAAAGAAGUGGAAACCUGGGAGAGUAGAUCACACUGUUGGUUGGCCUUUGGACAGACAUACUUAUGGAGGCUCUUUCCUUUAUCAUUUAAAUGAAGGUGAACCUCUAGUAGCUGUUGGUUUUGUGGUUGGUCUAGACUAUCAGAAUCCAUACCUAAGUCCUUUCAGAGAGUUCCAACGGUGGAAGCACCACCCCAGCAUCCAGCCCACACUGGAGGGUGGGAAGAGGAUAGCCUAUGGAGCCCGGGCACUCAAUGAAGGCGGCUUGCAGUCUAUACCAAAACUUACUUUUCCUGGUGGCUUACUAAUUGGUUGUAGCCCUGGUUUCAUGAAUGUUCCCAAGAUCAAAGGUACCCAUACAGCAAUGAAAAGUGGAAGUUUGGCAGCAGAAUCAAUUUUUAAUCAAUUAACUAGUGAAAAUCUCCAAUCAAAGACAACAGGACUCCAUGUAACCGAGUAUGAGGAUAAUUUGAAGAAAUCUUGGGUAUGGAAAGAGCUACAUGCUGUUAGGAAUAUAAGGCCAUCCUGCCAUGGGAUACUGGGAGUAUAUGGAGGGAUGAUUUACACUGGAAUAUUUUACUGGAUAUUGAGAGGAAUGGAGCCAUGGACUCUAAAACAUAAAGGCUCAGACUCUGAUCAGCUCAAACCAGCUAAGGACUGUACACCCAUUGAAUAUCCAAAACCCGACGGACAGAUCAGUUUUGAUCUCUUAUCAUCUGUGGCUUUGAGUGGUACUAAUCAUGAACAUGAUCAGCCAGCACAUUUAACCUUAAAGGAUGACAGCGUGCCUGUUAAUAGAAAUCUGUCCAUAUAUGAUGGGCCUGAGCAGCGAUUCUGCCCUGCAGGAGUUUAUGAAUUUGUUCCUUUGGAACAAGGUGAUGGAUUUCGAUUACAGAUAAAUGCUCAGAACUGUGUGCAUUGUAAAACAUGUGAUAUCAAAGACCCAAGUCAGAAUAUUAACUGGGUGGUGCCAGAAGGUGGAGGAGGACCUGCUUACAAUGGCAUGUAAAACACAAGCGCCUUCAUUUACUGGCACGUGUGAUAGCCAGUUUCUAUAAAACUGUAAGUGUAUGCCAAUGUUUAGAAAACUUCUGAACAAGUGUCCUUAAACAUUACUGAAGUAAAAAACUUUAUAUCUAAAGCUGUCCAUAAAAUCAUGAACUAUUUCUCAUAAAUAAAACUUUACAAAUAAAUGA